Molecule: messenger RNA, 3725 nt
Organism: Dermacentor andersoni
Lineage: Eukaryota; Metazoa; Arthropoda; Arachnida; Ixodida; Ixodidae
Gene: Vmat
Product: Vesicular monoamine transporter
Biological process (GO): aminergic neurotransmitter loading into synaptic vesicle; transmembrane transport
Cellular component (GO): terminal bouton; synaptic vesicle membrane
Molecular function (GO): serotonin:sodium:chloride symporter activity
Source: RefSeq, a predicted model, not a curated record
AUCUUUUGCGAUGCGAGCAGGCUCCGACAAUCGGUAAGCCUUUCUACUGGGUCAUAAGUGAAUACUUGGAAAAACGAAAUCGAAUAUGGAACUCUCAAGUCCGACACUUCUUAUUCGGAACACGAGUAUGCAACCAUUAUGCGAAAUUUCGUAUAUUUGCGCACUCCCGUCCUUCUCGCUUAAUUUUCGCGACGAGAUACUAAGUGUGCAGUGUUUUGCCACAUGAGAACGUUGGACGGUGGGGAACUUGUUGCUCUGCAUGCGAAGUGCCUUCCCUGUCUUCCUGAAUUGCCUCCAUUCGCUUCUCUGUUUCUCCGCCGCUUGCGGCGAAGGCGCGCCUGACAGACGACCUCGACCCCGCGAGAGAGACCGCUGCGAGGGACAGUUACUGCGUGCGCCUGUUUAUUUCUCUCUUGCUGUGCAGUCACCGCAGCAGCCAUCGCACGAAAAAAGGCAUCCAUUCCACCUGCUUGCGAUCGAAAGCACGCGUUCCGUGUCCUCGCAGACGUCUCUGUCCAGUGGAAAAAGUUGUAUACGCGAAAAAAAAGAAAAAAUGGAACGGGUCAUCCGACGCCAACAUACAUUUCCUGUUGUUUUCGCUUGCUUAAAAACUGUAACGAAAAACCAACUUUCGUGAGCGUAGCGAAGGCGUCGUCAUUGCUCCCAAACUAUGUUACACUUAGUGGCGAUGAGUCGGCCGGUUUUCUUAACGAUUCAGAUGAUUCGCACGAGGCCAGCGACCGAGAGCGUGAGCACCGCGCUGCUGCAGACAUUUGUGUCGAGUGGCGGCAACGUCGUUCCGCAGACUGCAAUUUAGACUUGAUGCAGUAACGACAGUGCGAGUGGCUAUAAUACAUCUUGAGUUUGCUUUAUUGCUUUGUUCUUGAAUAAUAGGAAUCAACGUCCAUGCCUUCAGCUUGAACUCGGUUGUUGUUUUUCAUGAACUGCGAUAAAAAUGACUAGUUUGGCCACUGAAGAGUUUACUAUUCCAAAAUAGGAUCCAAGAUAAUAUCCCCCCCCACCCCCCACCCCUCAAAAAAAAAAAAAAAGAAGAAAUGUCACCUUCCUUGUCUCCCUAACAUUUUGCAUGUAUAUACAAAUUAAGCAGUACACUUGCAAGCUUCUACUUGCAAGCUUAAUUGCGGGCAACGCAUUGACACGUUUUAUUUUUCUUUUCCGUUCGGGUUGUUUACACCAGCGCGUAAUGUACAAAGCAAAGUAAAAAGAUAAACGAAAUCAGCGGGAAUUACGAGUUGUGCUAGUGGUUUGUCGUAGCGUGCGCGAGCUCCCAUAGACAGACAUGAUACAACGCAAAAAAAAAAAAGAAAUAAGAAGAAGGAAAGAAAGCGCAUCUUGGUUGUUUGUGCGCGAAGGGGCAUGCGCAGAUUUGCGCACAGAAUAAGUGUCCUGCGAAACAAACAUGCGAUUAAAAUUUGUGAGAACUCAAGCCGCUGUUCACUUUUCUGUCUGAUGAGCAAUAGAAAGCGGUGUGUUGUCACGUGGAGUCGCCGUCGCCCGUUUUUUCUCGAUCGUGAAAUUGCCUGCUCAACGCUAAGCGCACAAAAAAAAAAAGGCUCUUUUGAGAAAGGGCGUUUCGAUUCUAGCUAAAGGCCGCGUGUUGCAGUUUGCGAUGUCAUUCGCGCCUGCAAACGAAGACCCCCCGGUCUGCAUGUUGCGGGAAAGCUCUCCGUGACUAGAACCUCUAAUCGAUUGGCCCAACCUCUGGGCCCGAGUAGCGAAUGAGACUGCGACUUGCUGCCUGGCUCCGCCGCGGUCUGUCAUUGCAUGAGCUGGUUCCGUAGGCAAGCGAAUGGAUGACGUAGCGGGUCGGCUGACUGGGCAUGCUAAGUCUGACGCCGUGUACAGAUCAUGAUGAGUUUGUUGGGCGCCCCGGUCUUGAGGGGGUGCAGCCGGGGCCCAGGGCGCAGUGCGGGGGUGAGGGGGCCGGCGGCGGCGGCGUUCGAUUGGAGGGGGGUCGCCGCCGGCAGAUGUCGCCCUCGGCGGCGGAGGGCCCGGGGCCGUGGGCCCCCCGCGGGGCUCAGUCAGCUCGGCGACAGCGUCCCGUGGGGCAUGCCGGCGUGAGCGCGGGCACCUGUUGCGGCGCACCUGUUGCGAGCUCGGUGGGCCCGCAGCUGAUCGAUCGGCCAUGCACCUGCUGGACGUGGUUCGCAGCUGGCGGGACUCGAGGCGCCUGGUGCUGCUCAUCGUGGCCGUGGCCCUGCUGCUGGACAACAUGCUGCUCACCACGGUCGUGCCCAUCAUCCCCAACUUCCUCUAUGAACUGAACCUGCCCGCGAACAAGAACGACAGCGGCGCCGAUGGCGGACCUGCGCUUCUGCUGCACCCACCACCAGCCACGGAAAGCAACGACUGGGAAGUGCCCGGCCGCACGCUGGUGCCGCCGGCGCCCACCGAACCCGAGCCGCAACCCACGUCUAGCACGCUCAGCCCGCAAGCGAUGAAGACGCGCCACGACAUGCUGAAUAACGAGAAUGUCGAGGUGGGCAUUAUGUUCGCCUCAAAGCCAGUCGUCCAGGCGCUCGUCAACCCUGUCGUCGGACCGCUAACUAAUCGCGUCGGCUACUCACUGCCCAUGUUCGCUGGAUUUCUCAUCAUGUUUGUGUCAACACUCGUGUUCGCGGCUGGAACAAAUUACGCCACACUGUUCCUGGCGCGUACGCUGCAAGGCGUGGGCUCAGCAUGCACCAGCGUGGCCGGCAUGGGUAUGCUGGCCGAGAAGUAUCCAGACGACAGGGAGCGGGGCAACGCCAUGGCCAUAGCCAUGGGCGGCCUCGCCCUUGGUGUCAUGAUUGGACCGCCUUUCGGAGGCGUCAUGUAUGAGUUCGUCAGCAAGAGCGCCCCCUUCCUCGUGCUCGCAGCCAUUGCGCUACUGGACGGCCUAUUGCAGCUGGUGGUGUUGCAGCCAAGGGUGCGGCGGGACAUCGAACAGGGUGCCUCCCUGAAGGCACUCGCCCAGGACCCGUACAUCUUGGCUGCGGCGGGAGCCAUCACGUUCGCGAACCUAGGCAUCGCAGUGCUGGAGCCGUCGUUGCCGCUCUGGCUGAUGGACACCAUGCAGGCGCCCCGAUGGCAGCAAGGCGCCGUCUUCCUGCCGGCCAGCAUCUCUUAUCUGGUCGGCACAAACCUCUUCGGCCCAAUGGGCCACAAGUUGGGGCGAUGGCUAUCCUCCAUGAUGGGCCUCUUCAUCAUUGGCAUCUGUCUCGUAUGCAUACCUAUGGCGAAAAACGUGAACCACCUCAUUGUCCCCAAUGCUGGAAUCGGUUUUGCCAUCGGCAUGGUCGACUCUUCAAUGAUGCCUAUGUUGGGGUAUCUCGUGGACAUUCGGCAUGCGUCUGUAUACGGCAGCGUGUACGCCAUUGGAGACACUGCAUUCUGCAUCGGAUUCGUUCUCGGGCCUAUCAUCAGCAGCAGCGUCGUCAAAACCUUGGGAUUUCAAGCGCUGCUCUACCUCACGGCCACAGUGUGCUUCGCGUACUCGCCGGUGAUGUUCCUGCUAAAGAACCCUCCGGGCCGCCAGGAGAAUCAGUCGUUGCUGCUGCGAAGCGGCUCUUCGGACGUCCGCUACAGGAGCUACGCCAACGAGGAUGACUCCCCGGAGCACAAAGAGCAGCGCUGAAAGCAGAAAUUUAAUAAAGGGGCGCGGCUCAUGCGUUGGCCGGCUCGGACCACGCGACCGCCGGCGUCGUUGGCUUGACGUCUGUCGA